Molecule: messenger RNA, 3279 nt
Organism: Eleginops maclovinus (Patagonian blennie)
Lineage: Eukaryota; Metazoa; Chordata; Actinopteri; Perciformes; Eleginopidae
Product: acyl-CoA dehydrogenase family member 11-like
Exons: 15
Coding region: 486-2393 (635 amino acids)
Molecular function (GO): acyl-CoA dehydrogenase activity
Source: RefSeq, a predicted model, not a curated record
UUGCAGGCAAAGUUGCGACCGAUUAACGUGUGGCUCGAUGUAAAAGAAAACAGCUUGAUAAAGAACAGCUAAGAUUAGCAGCGUGUUACCUAUAUUAACAAUGAUUGGACUAGUAUUAAAUUAGAUCAAAUACAAUUUCUCGGAAUCGAAUAUCUGCACAAAAAGGCCUGCGAACUGCCGUGAACUUUGACCCACGUUGUGAUCCUCAGUCAUCAUGAAGGCAUCAUGGCUUUCAGUUUAAUGUUGAUUGAAAAGGAUUAAAGUGCCUGUAGAUGCGUCUAGAUAGCUCUUGAAUAGACUUCCUCUAUUGCUCUCUUGUAUAGUAUUUUUAAUUAACUUCAAACUUUAUUUUAGACUCAAAGAAGUUUGAAGUAUUGUUGUUUUUGGGAGACAUUUCCUGAAAUGAAAUAACACCCACGUGCGAUUAAAAAAAAACGAAGAAAGAGGAAGACACCAAUGUUGAGCGAUAACACCAGUCCUGAGCCAUGUCAGUGUGCUCAGCCCUCCUGACCCGGCGUGUAGCUGGAGGCGGCUGCAGGUCGCUGUGUGCUGUUUCUCCCUCUCUCAUCCACAUCAGAUCAGCCACGUUAGCUGAGCCAGGCACAAGAAGAUCUAAUGAGGAACAACUGUGGGAGGCGACAGAGAAGCUGCCGUUCUCCGGAGCAAAGUUAGGAUCCUUCUUCCAGGAAAGACCGGUUCUGAAGAACCCCUUUCUAGAGGAUGCUUUGCUGAGGGGAUACCUGAGGAGACACCUGCCACAGGAGCCAGCGUUUUCAGACUUAUGUGCAUUUGGAGAGCGUGUGGCAAAUGAGGUGGACGAGUGGGGCAGAGAGUGUGAGCUCACCCCUCCACGGUUGGUGCACUUUGAUCCCUGGGGACGAAGAGUCGACCACAUCGUGACCUCCUCCGCCUGGAAACGCAUGAAAGACCUCUCGGCACAGGAAGGACUGGUCGCCAUUGGCUAUGAGAGGUCAUUCGGGGAGUGGAGCCGUGUGUACCAAAUGAGCAAGUUGUACAUCUUCUCUCCUUCCUCUGGUCUCUACACCUGUCCGCUGGCCAUGACUGACGGCGCUGCUAAAGUUAUCCAGUCCAUAGGUGUUUCAUGGCCAGUAGAUGAAGCCUACAGUCGUUUGACCACUCGUCAGCCUGAGCGUUUCUGGACGUCUGGACAGUGGAUGACGGAGAGACAGGGAGGAUCUGAUGUGGGCAGCGGCACAGAGACGGUGGCUGCUCCCCAGGCGGACGGUUCAUACAAACUACACGGCUUCAAGUGGUUCACCUCUGCAACAGAUGCAGACAUGACUCUGACUCUGGCUAGAGAGCAGGACAGAUCAGGAGCUACCACACCAGGAAGCAGGGGUUUGUCUUUGUUCUACGCAGAGGUGAGCAGAGGUGAGGAUGGACGACUGAAGGGGAUAGAGGUUCAGAGACUGAAGGACAAGCUGGGCACAAGACAGAUGCCGACUGCUGAGUUACUGCUGGACGGCCUGCAGGCACACAGGAUCUCCGAGGAAGGGAGAGGUGUUGCCUCCAUAGCUAACAUGCUGACGAUAACCCGGAUACACAACAGCAUCUCUGCAGCAGCCGCAAUGAGAAGGAUUGUCCAGUUAGCUCGGGACUAUGCCACUCGUCGCACUGCCUUUGGAAAGCUUCUCAAAGAUCACCCGCUACACAUGCAGACUCUCGCCAGGAUGGAGGUGGAGACCCGCGGAGCGUUUCUUCUGGUGAUGGAUGUGUGUCGUCUUUUGGGCCGGGAGGAGAGCGGCGUGGCGACUGAGCUUGAUGCACAUCUGCUGCGUCUGCUCACUCCUGUGGUGAAACUGUACACGGGGAAGCAGGCGGUGGCUGUGGUGUCGGAGGGUUUGGAAAGCUUCGGUGGACAGGGCUACAUUGAGGAUACCGGGCUGCCUGGACUACUCCGCGAUGCACAGGUGUUGAGUAUAUGGGAAGGUACCACAAAUGUCCUUUCUCUUGACGUGCUGCGCUGCGUGGCUCGUAGCUCAGGAAUGGUUCUUCACGCUUUCUUCACCCACGCCAAGUCCCUGCUUCUAGGUGCAUCGAAUGUUUCCUCCUUGAGCCCGGCGGUGAAAGCAGUGAACGCUGCUCUCUCGGAACUGAAGGACUUUGUUCAGGUCGCAGCUGUUAGAGAACCCGGCUACCUGGAACUGGCAGCCAGAGACUUGGCAUUCAGCAUCGCUCGCAUCUACACAGGUGCCCUUCUCAUUGACCAUGCAUCUUGGAAAGAAGCUUCUUCAUCUGACAUCUAUGCAGCUCUCAGGUGGUGUGAACAGGACUUGUGUCCUGUGGCGGCUAACCAGGCGAGAGGCUGCUACGAUCUCAGCACUGCACCACUGGAUGCUGCACUAGUGUAUGACCGGCCUAUCCAAGGCUGAACGUUCACUGAUCACGGAUAAACACUUACUUUAUCAUUACUGUAUGCCAGAUUUAUUGUAUUUUGUAGAUGAUUUAUAACUUGUUUUAUGUUUUUAAAAAUGAUAUAAAACCCACUUCUUUACAGCAGUACGGCAAUCAAACUGUAAAUUGAGUUUCUAAUACCAUGUGAUCCCUUAUAAUAUUUGCAGUUUUCAACAUUUUUUGGAUGCCUGGAUGCUAUGUAAGUGUGAAGUAACUGAGUGAAACAUGAGCCCUGACUUUUCUGAUUCAAGAUCUCUCCUUAGGAAACCACAAUUCCCUGCCUGCUAAGAUAUCAAAUACAAUACUCACAGGAAAUAAUCUGCCCAAAUUGAAUCCAACUUGCAUAAUUUCCUGCUGUUAUUGCACUCACUACUUGUGUAGCUUUUACUGUUUAUCAGUUAUUCUGCUGUGUUAUUUUUAUGCAUUGAACACAUUAUGAAGUAUCCAUAAAAUAUGCCAUCAGUCAUCAGUUUACUCAAUGGUAGAAAAAUGGUUUUCUGAAGAAAAAGGGCUGAAACCACUGAAACCACUGAACCAGAGCACAGGUCACAAGCGGUCAGAGCAGGAGGGAGUUUGAGUUAAACAAUCAUGCUGCCUUCAAACUGUUGAAGUUGCAAGUGUGUACUUCAGAACUAUGAAAAACACAUGCACUUUUUAGUUUUGAACAAUUGAAUAUAUCAGGCAACUACUUCAAAUUGUACAAAAGUUAAUUAUCUUGUUUUUGUAACUGUAUCAUUGUGUUUCAUUGUGCCAAACUCUAUAUUGAAUAAAAAACGAGCACAAGCAUGCAAACAAUACCACAAAGUGAUGUACAGCAGGACAUAUUUAUUUGGAAAUAAAUGAAUAAAGAUCAGAUUAAACAUA